AUGUGCUCCGUCUUGUCGCUCUCUCCUACUGAAGAAACCAUGCUUUCAAGGGAAGCUGUCCUUUGAAAUAGAGACCGUGGUUAAGACCUCAGUGUCAGGAUACAGACCACCUCGUGUCGACUGUGAAAAUUGUCUCAUGUUGAUGAUUUGAUCCCAGGAAGCAGCUGGUCCUCCUGGUUCAGCUAACCUGUGCUAAGAGGAGAUGCUGUUAGCUGUAUCAGCUGAGUGAGAGAUGUCCUCUGAUUAAACGGAUAUGAUGCCAGCCUGAGGGGACAUAAUGGACAAUGGUAAAGCGGGCCGUGUGUGCCGUCCCCACCGGAUCAGUGAAUCAUCUAAGGUGUUCUGCUGCGUGGACCAGGCUGUAGAGGUGUUACAGGGCCUCAAUGAGCAGCGGAGGAGCAGCCAGUUCUGUGAUGUAGUCCUGGUGGCCGAUGAGCAGCGGGUUCCUGCUCACAGAGCUCUGCUGGCUGUCUCCAGUCCAUACUUCCAUGCCAUGUUCACUCUGGGUAUGAGGGAGGAACGCCAGCAAGAGGUGGAGCUUGUUGGAGUGGCGUACAUUGGUUUGAAAGCUGUAGUGGAUUUUCUAUACAGUGGAGAGCUGCCGUUGGAUGGCGGAAACAUUGAUUAUGUGCUGGAAGCUGCUCACCUCCUGCAGGUGAGGCGAGUGGUUGAUUUCUGCUGCCAGUAUCUGGAGCGCGAGGUGAGUGAGGACAACUACCUGUACCUGCAGGAGCUGGCUCUGCUCUACAGUCUGGAGCGACUUGACGCAUUCAUAGACCAAUUUAUCCUCACACGCUUCGCCACACUCUCUUUCACCCCUGAUUUUCUGCGGGACAUUCCUUUUCACAAGCUCAACUCCUAUCUCUCCAGUGGCCAGGUUCAGCAUGACAGCGAGCAGGCUCUCCUCCAGGCCUCCCUACAGUGGCUAAGCCAGAGUCCAGAGCGGGCCCCUCACGCUCGACAGCUCCUCUCCCGCAUCCGCUUCCCUCUGAUGCCGGUAGGAGACCUGGUGGAUCGGGUGCUGCCAGCUGUGCAGGCUCUGCUGCCAGAGGAGGCCGGCUGUGAGGCUCUGGUGGAGGAAGCUGUGGGGUAUCAUGCCAGGAUGAGCGCCCAGCCGCUCCUUCAGACAGAACGGACCACGCUGCGAGGAGGAGUGGAGAGGCUGCUGCAGAUUGGAGGAGAGGUGUCAGAACGUGGAGAGGAGCUGAGUGCAAACGUUUGCCGGCUGAACAGCGAAACAGGAAACUGGGAGGUAGAGACGCAGCUGCCAGCCCAGCGGAGCCACCACUGCCUAGCUGUGCUCGGGGGUUUUAUCUUUGCUGCUGGAGGCAGCUCAUCCAGGGACAACGGUGGAGAUGCUGCCUGUAACCUGCUGUACAGAUACGACCCCCGACACAACCAGUGGACCAGGGGUGCCUCAAUGAAUCAGCGGCGGGUGGAUUUUUACUUGGGGGCAGUGGGAGAAUGUCUGAUUGCUGUUGGAGGGAGGAAUGACACUGGAGCUUUGUCCUCUGUGGAGGUUUAUUAUCCCGCAGAGGACUGCUGGUCCUACGUGGCAGGACUGCCCAGAUUUACAUACGGCCAUGCUGGGACGGUCCACCACGGUGUAGUCUACAUCUCUGGAGGUCACGACUAUCAGAUUGGGCCGUACCGCAGAGAAGUCCUGAGUUAUGAUCCAUCCCGGGACAGUGAUGUGUGGGUGGAACGCCAGGCCAUGUCUCUGGCCCGGGGCUGGCACUGCAUGGCCUCCCUCAACCACCUUAUUUAUGCCAUAGGAGGCAGCGAUGACCACGAAGACACCACAGAGCGCUUUGACAUUCUUCAGGUGGAGUCAUACGACCCACGCAGCGACCAGUGGACUCAGGUGUCGCCGCUGCUUCUGCCCAACAGUGAGGCGGGACUCGCUGUCUGGGCGGGGAGGAUUUAUGUGCUGGGGGGCUACAGCUGGGAGAGUAUGGCUUUCUCUAGAGCUUCUCAGGUGUAUGACCCGGACAAGGGGUCAUGGUCCCGAGGACCUGACCUGCCCAAACGCAUUGCUGGGGCUUCAGCGUGUGUGUGUACUGUAAAGCCUUCAUCAUCAUCACCAUCUCCAGAGAGGAAAAAGAUUGGACAAGGCAUUAAAGUAAGAUCAUACCCCACGUAGUGAUGAUAAAUGCCGUUAUACUGAUAUGAAGUCUAAAAAAUCGUCAGAAGGAUUUUUACACCAGCCAAGAGUGCAACAGCUUAGUGUAGUGCAUUUUAGGGUCAACUUAUAAUGCAGCUUAAAAUCAGUGCAUAUAAAUGUCAAUUUGAACUAAUUAGACAUAAAGAUGUAUUGCAGUGCUCUUUGUUAACAAGCAUCAGUAACUUAGGAAGACAGGCAUGGAAAUAAAACAUUAAAGGAUUUUGCUGUGUUACUGUGAGAGUUAUGAAAUAAAGGACUCAUUUAUUUAGAUUUUUAAGUCAAUCUCACUCUUUAAUCCAAAAUGUUGCAGAAAAUUCUACUAAAAUUGUACUGCAAUCUCACUGUAGUGGUACAUAUUCUAGUGUGGGUUGACUGCAUCGUUAAAUUCCUACAUCACUGUUCAAUGUGAUGUUUCAUAAUAUUGAAGGAAAAGCUUCUUUUAAUUGUUUUUCUUCAGCCAUACUCAAGUUAAACUAAUCUGACAGGGGUUGUUGGUCAGCAGAUACAGUUAGGUGACAAUCUUUAGCAGGACGUGUUUCUUUCUAGCUUCUUCUUGUGAAAGGAAAACUCAGUGAACUCAAGGCACUUGCAACAGACUUCUCUGUUCUAUGCUGUGAACAUAUAAAGACGUAUCCCCAAGUGCAAAACAAAUAAAUGAUUACCUGAACAGUUUGAGGUCAGGUAAGAAGAAAGACUAAAUAUCACAGUAAAACCUUUAUUUAUGAAGUGCAUUUUCCAUCUGGCUUUAGGAAGUGUGCUUAUUGUUGAAGUGAGUGAAUGCUGAUGUUGGUCAUUUUUUACCUUAAACAUGAAGAAUGACUUACUUGGACAUUUGAGUAUGGCAUCAGAAUGGUUUUUUGUGUGUUUCUUUUAUCUGUUUUUUUGUAAAGCACUUUGUGACUUCCUGUUCUUUAAAGGUGCUAUAUAAACUUAAAACUAACUAAGGUGAGUCUAAAAGGUAAGCCAAAGACAAAUAUGGAACUAAAAUAUCUAACUACUGGCCUAUUCAGCCUGCAGCUGAUAAAAUCAGACAAACUGACUAAAAUAUACCAACAAAAGCAAAAACACAGCUGUACUUGUCAGAAAUCAAGAGCCCAGUGUUUCAAUGGUGCAUGAACAUUAGGGUAUCAAAAAUAAGCCAAGAACAACAGUUUGAUAACAUACUAAGUAUAACCCUGACAUUUUUAGACUUUAUUUGCACCACGCAGAGAGUUUGCUUGGUAAGAGGAACGCCAUGAAGGGGCUCAUUCUGGAAAUAACUCAUCAGAGUAGCUGUGAACCAAGCUGCAGGCUCAGUCUGACCCGUCACUUUCAUGUCACAUUAAACAGUUCUCCAGUCAUAAAAGCCUCACCUUUCCUUUGUUACUCACUAAAGCACAAAUAUACAUAAAACAUGCUUGUACAGGGUGCCUACCUCCAUUUAUUUGUAACUUUGUGUGAAGUGAUAAAUGAAGAAUAAAACAAAUGUGAAUCUAACCUUGCAAACCUUGGAUACGCCUGUUUCCU
This is a messenger RNA of Cheilinus undulatus (humphead wrasse), 3670 nucleotides long. RefSeq names its product kelch-like family member 36 (gene klhl36). NCBI's taxonomy places the organism in Eukaryota, Metazoa, Chordata, Actinopteri, Labriformes, Labridae. The coding region runs from base 278 to 2143 and encodes 621 amino acids. Gene Ontology annotation, molecular function: cullin family protein binding. The record is from RefSeq and is a predicted model, not a curated record. The transcript is spliced from 9 exons.